This is a messenger RNA of Acaromyces ingoldii, 570 nucleotides long. RefSeq lists its product as hypothetical. The transcript has a single exon. The coding region runs from base 28 to 474 and encodes 148 amino acids. The record is from RefSeq and is a predicted model, not a curated record. NCBI's taxonomy places the organism in Eukaryota, Fungi, Basidiomycota, Exobasidiomycetes, Exobasidiales, Cryptobasidiaceae.
CGACGAGACGAGACGAGACAGAGACAGAUGGGCAAGUCUGCCAAGUUCUACAAGAAGAAGCCCAAGCUUGGCAAGGGCGGCGAGCACGGCGGAGGCGAUGGAGCUGCGGAGCGCUACGAUAAGGAGGAAGAGGUCGGCGCGGCGGCAAAGGCGAGGGCGAUGAAGGUGCGUCUGGCCGAGGAGGCGAGGCAGAAGAGAGCAAAGGGGCCGGACGGUGUAAUAAAAAGGCCUGUCGAGGCAUAUGAUGAAGUGGAAGAGGACGAGGACCAGGAUGAGGUUGAAGACGAAGAAGGAGCAGGGAAACAGAGCAUCGCGAAACGACCAAGAGGCUCGGGAGGCGCGGCGAAGCUGCGCGGCAAGGCAGCAUCGAAAAAGGGCCAGGACACAAAGGAGGACGACUACCGUGUCCCACGGGAUCGAGGCAUCGACUACAUCGGCCAAUGGGAGCUCGGGCCCGGUCGAAAGAAGCGAUAGAGAGACACAUCGACGUAUUGCAGAGUAUGCGAAUUGUAUUUAUAGUACAGCGGACUUGAGGGAUCAGAAAGUCAGACGUGGUGUGGGACAGUAUAU